AUGGCUCAAUUAUACGGGUCCCAGUUCCAGUACGCCAAACUUCCUGCUUAUCAAUGGCAAACGUUUGAUGCCAACGCCGUUACAUACUCCCUUCAUCCUAUCAUUGCACCCGACGAAAUUGAUCCCAGCAACCAUGAUACUGACGACCAGUUGAAGAAUGAGGACGCCGCCACCACAUCUGACGACGUCGCAGAGCCUCCGCCGCCGUCCGAAGACAAUACCAAAGAAUUCGAAGAUAUUAUAGUCAUGGACGGUGUCGCGGCGCCAGAAAAUGCUGGCACUGGCGAGGCUGUGAUAGAGGGAAACACAGAAAAAAUCGCGUCCGAGGCCUCCGAGAGCGUAGAGCCGAAGGAGGAUGGUGCUCCUCCAGAGACUGCGGACCAAACACCGCCAGAUGCACCGGAUCCUGUUGCGGAACCGGAGCAGGAGGAGCUAAAGGACGGAAAUGCUGAGCAGCCCGCCAAGGAUGAAUCACAGGAUCCCGGCGAAGACCAAGAUCCUGCAGACUCGUCGGAAGCUACCGCCGUCGAAUCCAGCGACGGCGAAAGAUCUUCCGAGCCAGAAACAGUGGUGGAAGUGGUAGAGAAGAUGCAAGAAGCUGAUGCUCCUCCGGAGCAAAUCACUGAGAUCUUGGAAAAGGCCAUGUCUGACGUCGGAGCCAGUCCUGCUUCUCCGGGGUCAGCGGCCGAUAUUGACCUGCCAGCAGGCGAGAGCGAAGAGAUUGCAGAAGCACCCAACGGAGAUGAAGGAGAGGCCGCAUCUGACCCCGCUGCUGACCCAGCAUCCGAGGAGGACAGUCCAACUGAAGAUAGCCCUGCCAAGGAUGCAGAAGAGCCACCAGCCCCAGAUCAGAGCGAUGCUAGCGACGGUCCUGCAGAUGCAGAGCCCGCAGACAAGCCGGAAGAGACCGUCGAGGCAAGCGAGGAAUCAGCGGCUGAAGAGGCUUCGGUAGAAGGGGUGUCAGACAGCAACGAAGGUGAAGCUCCCGCCACAGAUGCAGCAGAGGAUGCGCAGCCCGACUCACCGGCUGCGGAAGAAAAAGAAGGCGAACCGGACGAGAAUCCGGCGCUGGGGGCUGCAGAAGCCGAUGUUGACGGGGCCAACGACGAUACAGAGGAAAAUACAGCCUCGGAUGAUCCCGUCCCCGAAGAAAAGAUGGAGGAAAAUGAAGUCGAGGAGGGGUCACCAGAAGCAGGCGUCGGGGCACCAGCGGCUGGAGACGACUCCAGCCAAAAUGAAGAAACGGGUGCCGAAGAGACGUCUGAAGUAGAAGACCCUCCCGAAGUUGUACCAGGAGAAGAACCUGCGGCUGAAAACCUAUCUACGGAAGGGGCCGCAGCGCAAGAGGCCCCGGCAGAAAAUACCCCGGCCGAGGAGCCACACCCGGAAGAGACUGCUGUAGAGAAUGACGGAGCUGGACAAGCGACAGAAGCAGAGGCCCCCGAAGACACAGCUAUAGACGAGGCGGGCGAUUCACCAACAACGAAUGCCGCCGAGGGAGCUUCUGCGGAAGAACCAGAAUCAGGACAGCCGGCUGCUGAGGAGGACGAGCCCGCAGAAGCUAAUGCUGAAGAAUCCGAACAGACUGGAGAAGGCGACAGCAAAGAGCCUACUACAGAACCUGCUGAAGAAUCUGCUGAGGAACCUGCUGAGGAACCUGCUGAGGAACCUGCUGAGGAACCUGCUGAGGAACCUGCUGAGGAACCUGCUGAGGAACCUGCUGAGGAACCUGCUGAGGAACCUGCUGAGGAACCUGCUGAGGAACCUGCUGAGCUGAGGAACCUGCUGAGGAACCUGCUGAGGAACCUGCUGAGGAACCUGCUGAGGAACCUGCUGAGGAACCUGCUGAGGAACCUGCUGAGGAAUCUACGGAGGAGCCUGCCGAGGAACGAACCGGCAGAGAAACCUACAGAGGAAGCAGCUAACGGAUCAGCGGAAGAACCCGCAGAAGAAUCAGCCGAAGAUCCAGCAGAGGAGCCUACCAAAGAGCCUGCCGAAGAGACUGCCGAAGAGCCUCCCGAAGAGGUAUGUGAGGAGCCGGCUGACGAAGAGACCCUUAAAGAGGCCGCAGAAGAAGUGGAAGACCCGCCGGAAGAGGCUCCGGGAGAGGCUGGGGAAGAACUCGCUGCCGAAGAAACACUUCAAGAAGCUCCUGAAGAGCCUGCAGAAGAAGAGGUGGAAGACCCGCCGGAAGAGGCUCCGGGAGAGGAGGCUAUUGAAGAAUCAGCCGAAGAGCCUGCAGAAGAAGAGGUGGAAGACCCGCCGGAAGAGGCUCCGGGAGAGGAGGCUAUUGAAGAACCAGCUGAAGAGCCAGCUGAAGAGCCAGCUGAAGAGCUUGCUGAAGAGCCUGCUGAAGAGCCUGCUGAAGAGCCUGCUGAAGAGCCUGCUCAAGAGCCUGCUGAAGAGGAGGCUAUUGCAGAGGGGGCUGUUGAAGAGGAUGCUAUUGAAGAACCAGCUGAAGAGGAGGCUCCUGAAGAAGCCCCCGAAGAAGUUAGAGAAGAACGCGAAGAAGAGACUCCCACAGAGGCACUCGAAGAGCAAGUACCAGAAGAAGACGCCGAAGAACCGACAGAGGAUGCUGCAGAGGAACCAGCUGCUGAAGAAGCAUCCGAGGCGCCCGAAGCAACAGUCGAGGCCACUGAAGAAGCAACCGAAGAAGUCCCAACUGCAGAUGAACCAAUCGACGAGACGCCUUUAGCGGAGGACGCUGAACAUGGAGAAGAAGUUGAGUUGGUUUCUGAAGACAAAGAGGCACCAGUGCCUGACAGAUCAGCGACGCCACUUGAAGCAGCUGCCGUUGGUGCACUUUCCGGCGCGGCGGGUGGUCUUGUUGCAUCGGAGGCGUCCAAGGGUCUAAAGGAGAGACGAAGGAAGUACCAUGAUAAACGGGGACGCAGCUCGAAAGACCAAUUGCACGGGCACAAAGGGAAACUCGAGAGGAGCAGGGGUGAAGCAGGGCUCUUCGACAGUGCGUUUGCCAGACAAAUCAAAAAACAGUCCAAAGAAAAAGAGCCUGCUCGACAAGAGCUAACGCCUGAAAUAAAGGAGCGGGAAAGAGAAGAGAGAAGGAGAGCCAGGAGGGCCCGCCACGAAGGCGAGGCACAUGUACCAAGAGAGGACCAUGGUCGUCGCCAGGCAGAGGAAGACGCAGCCAAGGACGAAAGGAGGCGGAGGCGUCACGAGGAGAAGGAGAAGCGAAGGCAGGAGGCUGAGGCAGCAGAACACGCCAGGAAGAGGAAAGGCAAGGAGAAAGAGAUAUCCCCAGAGUCACCCCGACAUGCUGCGACCGAAGGCGGCAGUGAGCCCAGAACCAGAACGAGGCGGCCCAGCAGCGCGGGAACCAGUGGCGGUGGUUCUUCAGUGGUACCGAUUCCCGAAAUCUUCAAGAGGAUGGCAACAGGCGAAAGCGACACCAGACCUCUCCUUAUGAUCAAGGUGAACGACACGGACCUUCCUGGGGGCCGGUCACGGGAGAGAACGAGAAGUCGUCAUCACGAACACCACGAACACCGUGAACACAGACACCACAGAUCUCGCGAAGAUGGUUCCGACCGUGAUCGAGACGGCAAGAACGAGGUCGCAGAAGAUCGGCUGAAGACAUCGAGGCACUCGAGCUCUAAAAGGAAUACCCAAUACCACGCCGAGCUUCGAACCACUCCAAGAUUCGGAAUCUUGGGCAAAGCAAUAAGUACGCUUGUGGAGCACACGACUGUGAGGGAGAUCUGGCGUGGAGAGCGGGUUGGUGCCUGA
Molecule: messenger RNA, 3750 nt
Organism: Fonsecaea erecta
Lineage: Eukaryota; Fungi; Ascomycota; Eurotiomycetes; Chaetothyriales; Herpotrichiellaceae
Exons: 4
Coding region: 1-3750 (1249 amino acids)
Source: RefSeq, a predicted model, not a curated record